UUGUAGUCCGUUUGACCUCAGAUGCCGGGGGAUCCAUUUGGCGUUAUUAGCUGAAAAAAAAAAGUUGUGUAACUGCGGAAAGUUGUGUAACAAGGAAAACCAAAAGGACGCCCCUUUCGGGAGGACGCAUUAAUUUGGGUUAUAUAGAGGGUCUGUCCUUACAAACCAGCCCUCCAACGUCCGUUUUUGUAGCAUCCAUCGGCAAAAAUGUUUUCGCUGUCUUCGUCAUUUCAGCCACAGCAGAUGAUAGUGCCUCUCAGCCAGCUCAUCAAUGCCCUCCACUCUCUGAAGAAUUCAGCCACAGCUUCAAUCCAGGCUCUUCACAAAGACUUCAGUCCAGAGCACAGUGCAUUUCUGAGAGAGCCCAGUGUGAGUCUGAAGGAUCUGGGUCUGUCCGAGCUCAGGGCGAGUCAGCUGAACGAGCUCGUCAGCAGGUUACUGCCUACACCGGGACCAGAAGAGCCUCCAGCUGUUCCUUCGAUAUGGAGAACGAGCCACGUUUCUGCAGACAGCUUCUUUCACAACAAGCACGGGUUCUCACACAGGAAUUUGGGGCUUUUCGGCUCACCAUUAUUCCACAGACAAUACCACAGCCCACUAAGACAAGCUUGCUCAGAACUACAGUUUUUGCCUGUAUGGGUCCAGAGUCGCGGUUUCAAGACACUUCGAUCAAGGACCAGACGGGCGGAGUCUGGUUAUGACGGUCCCGUGGAAUCUGAAGCCUACACUCCAGGCUUCAUGAAGGGAUUGCUCUCUAAAGAAAAAGGAGUCGAGGCACAGUCUUUGGACCAAGUGAUACAACAAAAAAACCUUCCAGAAAACCAGCAGGAGGCUUUCAAGACGGGUUUCACUGAGGGGUUCAUGAGGUCUCAAGCUUUGACUCAGAGAACACAAGACUCACUGAGGAGAACCAGGUUGAUCCUCUUGGUCCUCCUCCUCAUUGGUAUUUAUGGCCUCUCAAGAACCCCGUUUCUCUCCGGUAAAGGCCCCUUUUCUGAUGCUGUGAGGUUCCGCACCACAUCCGGUCUUGACUCUGCAGUCGACCCCAUCCAGAUGAAGAAUGUAACAUUUGAGCAUGUCAAAGGAGUGGAGGAGGCAAAGAGCGAACUGCAAGAUGUUGUUGAGUUUCUGAAAAACCCACAGAAAUUUACCGUUUUGGGUGGAAAGCUGCCAAAAGGGAUCCUGCUUGUUGGUCCCCCAGGCACAGGAAAGACUCUGUUAGCACGAGCCGUGGCCGGAGAGGCCGAUGUUCCUUUUUACUACGCCUCCGGAUCGGAGUUCGAUGAGAUGUUCGUGGGCGUUGGUGCGAGCCGAAUCAGAAACCUUUUCAAAGAGGCAAAAGCCAAUGCUCCCUGUGUCAUCUUCAUUGAUGAGCUGGACAGCGUGGGUGGAAAGAGAAUAGAGUCCCCUAUGCAUCCUUACUCCAGACAAACCAUCAACCAGCUGCUGGCUGAAAUGGAUGGAUUUAAACCAAAUGAAGGAGUCAUUGUUAUUGGUGCUACAAACUUUGCUGAAGCUUUGGAUAACGCUCUGGUUCGACCAGGGAGGUUUGACAUGCAGGUGACGGUCCCUCGCCCUGAUGUGAAAGGCCGCACAGAGAUUCUCAACUGGUACCUCUCCAAGAUCAAAGUAGACCCAGCCUUUGAUGCAGAGAUUAUUGCCCGAGGCACAGUGGGCUUCUCAGGGGCAGAGCUCGAGAACCUGGUCAACCAGGCAGCCCUGAAGGCAGCAGUGGAUGGGAAAGAGAUGGUCACAAUGAAGGACCUGGAGUUCGCUAAGGACAAGAUCCUCAUGGGCCCUGAGAGGCGGAGUGUUGAAAUUGACAAGAAGAAUAAGACCAUUACCGCAUACCACGAGUCCGGCCAUGCCAUUGUUGCCUAUUACACCAAAGAUGCAAUGCCCAUCAAUAAGGCUACUAUCAUGCCUCGAGGACCAACUCUGGGCCAUGUGUCGAUGCUUCCAGAGAAUGACCGCUGGAGCGAGACACGAGCCCAGCUGCUGGCUCAGAUGGACGUCAGCAUGGGCGGCCGAGUAGCAGAGGAGCUCAUCUUUGGGAACGAUAACAUCACCACAGGUGCCUCCAGCGACUUUGAUGGUGCAACCAAAAUCGCAAAAUUGAUGGUGACCAGAUUCGGCAUGAGUGACAAGCUCGGUGUCAUGACCUAUGGAGACAUUUCAAAGCAAAGCCCUGAAACACAAGCAGCCAUUGAACAGGAAGUCAGAGCUUUACUAAAGGACUCAUAUGAACGUGCUAAGAAUAUCCUCAAGACUUACAGUAAGGAGCACAAGAAGCUGGCUGAUGCCCUCUUAACAUAUGAAACUCUGGACGCCAAAGAGAUCCAGAUGGUGCUGGAGGGCAAAUCACUGGACCUCUAUAGACCUCAGCAGCAGCAGCAGGCGUUGUAGACUCAUAUGUAUAUGUGUGUGUGUGUGUGUGUGUGUGUGUGUGUGUGUGU
Molecule: messenger RNA, 2456 nt
Organism: Pelmatolapia mariae (spotted tilapia)
Lineage: Eukaryota; Metazoa; Chordata; Actinopteri; Cichliformes; Cichlidae
Product: ATP-dependent zinc metalloprotease YME1L1-like
Exons: 18
Coding region: 208-2406 (732 amino acids)
Biological process (GO): mitochondrion organization; protein quality control for misfolded or incompletely synthesized proteins
Cellular component (GO): mitochondrial inner membrane
Molecular function (GO): metalloendopeptidase activity; ATP-dependent peptidase activity; ATP hydrolysis activity
Source: RefSeq, a predicted model, not a curated record